CCUGUAUCUACCUACCUACCUUAUGCAGGUAGCUACUAAGUAGGCAUAUAAAGUGUAAGAACAAGAUAUUAUAACAUGACUUCGUUAUAUCGUGUCCUGGACUUGAAGGAUAGUAAACGCACCUGGUUUUACAUCGCAAACAAGAAAGAAUCAUGGCAACUCCUAACGUGGGCCCUGUCACGCAGCUUCUCACACAGGUUCAAAGAAGCACAGUAAAGUAUCUAGAGUACUUCUCCAUGCAUUCUCUUCCUGAGCCAUCUUACAAAGAUGGCGAUGGGCUCGGUCCAAAUCAGCAGCUUCCAAGCGAUAUCGAAGCCGCUAGGAACUCCGCUCUGGAGGCAACGGAAGAAUUACAUCAACUUCUCCUUGGGCCCCUUGGCCUUAUACUGAGCUCCCCCGGUGACCAGUAUCUCAUGCUCAGCAUCCAGUAUAUUUGUCGAUACAAUAUCGCGGAGCUUGUGCCACUGCAAGAAGGCACGACUUUUCAAGCUAUAGCAACCGGUGCAGGUCUCAACCUGAAGGAUGUGACGCGCUUCCUACGUCUAUCGGCAGCAUGGCAUGUAUUUCACGAGCCUGCUAGAGACAAAGUCGUACACACGGCGGCAUCUCGCCUGCUGAUCAACAAUCCAAAACUGAAGGCAUGGAUCGACAACAUAGCUGAAGAGUUCUGGCCCUCGCUGGCGCGAACUGUCGACGCAACUCAGCGAUGGCCGGGAAGCGAGGAGCCCAACGAAAGCGGCUAUUCCUUGGGCCAUAAUACGGACGAUAGUCCAUUUGAAGUCAUAAAGCGCGACCCAUUGCGACAACAGCGUUUCAUGGACGUGCAAAGCUUUUCUCAUUCGCAUCACAGCUUCAGCAUCGAUCAUCUACUUGACGGAUUUGACUUCAAUAGUGUCCGCACGAUAGUGGAUGUUGGCGGGGCGCAUGGAAAAGCUGCCAUUGCGCUUGCCCAGAAAUAUCCUCAUAUCGAGAUAAUUGUCCAGGAUCAGCCGCAAGUCAUCAAGGGCUUGAAGCAGCAUGUUCCAGUGGACCUCGAGGGGCGAAUUCGUGGUAUGGAACACGAUUUCUUCACACCUCAGCCGUCUAAAGAUGCUGAUGUGUACCUCCUUCGCUGGGUAAUGCAUGACUGGAGUGACAAGUACUGCAUCAAGAUAUUGGAAUCUUUGACACCAGCUCUCAAAGGGGGGGCUAAAGUUGUAGUGAGCGAUAUCUGUAUACCCGAGCCAGGACAGCUGAGCGUCGCAGCAGACCGUGGGUUCAGACAGAUGGAUAUCUCAAUGAAGGCAUUUAAUAAUGCUCGAGAGCGUGAUGCGGAGACAUGGGCGAUGCUUUUUGAAAGGGCAGAUCCAAGAUAUGAGUUCUUGGGUAUUACGAUUCCUCAAGGAGCGAGGAUGGCCAUUAUCCAAGCUCAAUGGAGGGGCGGAGACAGGUGAUUGACUGUGUGCCUGACUGGUGCCCCCGCAUUGGGUUAGGUACCGAAAUACACUGAGCAUACGGUAUUAUUUCCUAUCAUGUAGUCUAGAUGUCAUGUCUUAUGAGAAUAAAUCCACAUUAUCCCGUUACUGGAGGCCUAAGGUCAACAACAAUCUGUUUCCCUCCUACGUUUCUUGAUCCAGGUUAAAUUCAUACAUUUCUGU
Xylaria bambusicola is the source of this 1637-nucleotide messenger RNA. Its product is annotated as S-adenosyl-L-methionine-dependent methyltransferase. Gene Ontology annotation, molecular function: O-methyltransferase activity. The record is from RefSeq and is a predicted model, not a curated record. NCBI's taxonomy places the organism in Eukaryota, Fungi, Ascomycota, Sordariomycetes, Xylariales, Xylariaceae. Bases 153 to 1433 code for a protein of 426 amino acids. The transcript has 2 exons.